Micromonas commoda is the source of this 609-nucleotide messenger RNA. RefSeq lists its product with no specific name. The transcript is spliced from 2 exons. The annotation marks the transcript as partial. NCBI's taxonomy places the organism in Eukaryota, Viridiplantae, Chlorophyta, Mamiellophyceae, Mamiellales, Mamiellaceae. The record is from RefSeq and is a predicted model, not a curated record.
AUGUCGUACAAUGGCAUCGGUCUGCAGACCACCCGCGGUUCCGGGACCAACGGCUACGUCCAGACGAACAAGUUCCACCGCAGCGCCUCCCGCCUGCAGCGCACCGAGUGGCGCGACCUCAAAGACAUCCACGGUGCCGGGCCCAAGUCCAACAAGCCCAACGAGGAGAUCCUCGCGCACCAGCGCAAGCGCGAGAUCGAGGUGAAGCUCGCGCAGCUCGAGGAUGAUCUGGAGGAGAAGGGCGUGGACGCGGAGGAGAUCGCCGAGCGGCUGAAGGAGGCUCGCGUCAAGUUCGAGCGCGAGGCCGAGCGGAAGAGCGGGCCCGGACCGGCCGACGACACGCACGCCAUCGCCAGGCGCAAAGCCGAGAAGAUGGAGUCCCUCCGCAGGGCCUUCGGCAUCACCAGGGAGCACGCCGAGGAGAGGGAGGGCGAAGCGUUCGAUCAGGAUCUCCAGGCGAAGAUCCGAGACCAGAAGCGCGCGGACCGCGAGGAGGAGAUGCGCCAGCGCGAGGAGCGCCGCGUGAAGGAGCAGCGUCGCAGGGAGAAGGAGCGUAAACGCGCGGAGAAGGAGCGGAAAGAGGCGGAGAAGGUUCGCAAGAAGGAGGAG